UUGACUAUAUAAACAACUGACAUUCAAAUUUCUUGCUUUAGUUCCCCUUUGGAUAUAUGUAAUCAAUAAACAAAAGCAUUGACAACAACCGUUUACAACAAAAACAAAUAAAAAAAACACUUUUGCAUGCGAGGCGGUAGUUAUUUUUCUUUGCUGUGUUAUUUAAUUUUUAAAACAAAAAUAAACAACAACAACAAACCAUAAAUCAUUGCCAAUUAAAUUAUAUAUUUAUUUUGGUAUUUAAAAACGGCCUGUUUUUAAGAAGAACAACAAAACAAUCAUUAAUCUAAAUUCCAGAUUUUGAGAUGAGCGGACGAGAUAAUCGGGGCAGUGGGCAUCAGCCCCUGGGCAAUGCUAUGGGUAAAUUAAAGGAUCGGUUGUCAAGGCAGGAGGAACAACCAUAUCAAAGGGUGGACUUGGAUGAGGGUACUUUAUCGACCUCGAAUACUGCCACCAGUCUUGAUACCAUAUUGCCUGAAGAUCCCUUCCUGUUUCCAGCACAGAAUAGGCCACCAACAACACAGUUGUCGCCACAGCAGCGUCAGCAACGUUUCGAAGCUGAAUAUCCUUUGCAGUUUGGCCCCAUCAUCGAGGCCGAUGACAUAAACGAACCUCCUUUGCCAGUGAGUCAAAAGGCGAAAAACACACAAGAACCUUUGCCCUUGCCCCUACCACCACCUCCCGCCCAUCAUUCACACAGGGAUCAGCACACCCGCAGUGUAGUCUCAACCGAGGAUCUACAGCGCAGCAGACAAUCGCUGAAGGGUUCACGAGUAUCCUUUGAGAAACGUGCAGGAGCCAACAACGAAAGCAGUGACGAGGAUAACUUUGAAGAACGGCGCACAGGUUUCCAAAAACAAAAAGCCCUAAGCAGUGCAGAUCACAAGGGCAUACUUAAGGAUUUGAAAACUAUUUUAGCCAAUGAUAAUAGGCGUCAGUUUCAAUCGAAAAAACAUGUUUCAUUGGACCUCAAAGGUACCCGCCAUCUAAAAGAUCUGCUCAAGGAUUCAUCAUCAGAGGAGGAGUUUCGCAAAAACCGCCGAGAUUUUCAGGGACGCAAACACCAGAGUUUGGAUCCUCGUGUGAGUUUCAAAUUGGAAAAAGUCUUGCAAGGCUCCAGCACCGAUACUGACGAGGAGAACGAUGAUGUGGAGCAGAAACAUCUAAUAUACCGUCCCAAAGAUAUCACCAAGCCAUUGGUAAUCGAUCUUAAAGAUUUGGAGAGUGAAAGUGAAGAAGAUUACGAUUUGUCCAGGCAACAUUUCCAACAGCAGCGUUCCAUUAGCACAGACUCUAGGAAAAGCAUUCGGUUUUACGAAAUGGAUGAAAUCGGACGCAAAAAAGGUGACAAUUUGCGUCAAUCCGUACCUUUUAUUAGACAAAUCACCGAAGAUGGCAAGCCCAAAUUGGAGGUGUAUCGACCAACAACCAAUCCCAUAUUUAUUUGGACUCAGGUUUUGGCAGCCUUCAGUGUUUCACUUGGUUCCUUGGUAGUGGGCUUCUCAUCAGCCUACACAUCGCCCGCCUUGGUGUCUAUGACAGAUCGCAAUAUUACCUCAUUCGAAGUUACACCACAAACGGCAUCUUGGGUUGGUGGUCUCAUGCCCCUGGCUGGUUUAGCUGGUGGCAUAUGUGGUGGACCCUUAAUUGAAUAUUUGGGACGUCGCAACACCAUUCUGGCGAUAGCAGUACCCUUUAUAGUAUCAUGGUUGCUAAUUGCCUGCGCCAUAAAUGUGGCCAUGGUAUUGGCUGGACGUGCUUUGGCUGGUUUCUGUGUGGGUAUAGCAUCUCUAUCGUUACCUGUUUACUUGGGUGAAACUAUACAGCCGGAAGUUCGAGGUACUCUGGGUCUUUUACCCACAGCCUUUGGUAACAUAGGCAUUCUGAUAUGUUUUGUUGCGGGCACCUACAUGGAUUGGUCAAUGUUAGCCUUCUUGGGUGGAGCUUUGCCGGUGCCAUUUUUGAUAUUAAUGUUCCUUAUACCCGAAACACCACGUUGGUAUGUCUCACGCAAUAGGGAGGAGAGAGCUCGCAAAGCUUUAGUAUGGUUGCGAGGCAAGCAGGCUGAUGUGGAACCAGAACUUAAGGGUUUAAUGCGUUCUCAGGCCGAUGAUGAUCGCCAGGCUAAAAACAAUCAAUUGAUGGAAUUAUUGAAGCGCAACAACUUGAAGCCACUGUCCAUAUCUCUGGGUCUGAUGUUCUUUCAACAAUUCAGUGGUAUCAAUGCUGUUAUCUUCUAUACUGUGCAAAUUUUCAAAGAUGCCGGUUCAACGAUUGAUGGAAACAUUUGCACCAUUAUUGUGGGCAUUGUGAAUUUUGCAGCCACCUUUAUUGGCAUAGUUUUGAUUGAUCGUCUGGGCAGAAAAAUACUUUUGUAUAUCUCGGCAACUGCUAUGAUCAUCACCCUCUUUGUUUUGGGAGGAUUUUUCUAUUGCAAAGCUAGUGACAUGGAUGUCUCCAAUGUGGGCUGGCUGCCUUUGGCCAGUUUUGUGGUCUACGUAUUGGGCUUCUCCUUGGGUUUCGGUCCCAUACCUUGGCUAAUGAUGGGCGAAAUUUUGCCUGCCAAAAUUCGUGGCUCUGCAGCUUCUGUGGCGACAGCAUUUAAUUGGACAUGUACAUUUAUUGUAACCAAAACCUUCCCCGAUAUGAUUGAAUCCAUUGGAGGUCAUGGUGCAUUCUGGCUGUUUGGCGUUGUAUGUGUGAUCGCCAUGUUCUUUGUGAUUUUCUAUGUGCCUGAAACCCAGGGCAAGACACUGGAAGAUAUUGAGCGGAAAAUGAUGGGUCGGGUGCGGCGUAUGUCCUCAGUGGCCAACAUAAAACCUUUGUCAUUCAAUAUGUGAGCAAAUGUGAUGCCUAACCAAGCGAGAAAACAAGUGCAAACAAAAACAGAAUUACAACAUUUUCUCUUUUGCAAAUCCUCAUUAUGUAUAGUAGAAUAAGCGUCAUUAUCCGAGCAGCCACCUCCUCGUCGUUGUCGUACCACACUCAUCAUUGUUUCCCCCCCAAAACCACACUCACAUUAUAAUCCCUUCAAAUAGCAAAAAAUAUUAGAAAGAUGAAAAAACCAAAUAUUAGUUGUAAGUAGCAAGUAGUGAGAAUCCAUUGCCCCAUUAAGGCAAUUAGUUUUGAAAAUAAUUGCAAAACACAUAUCGUCGUAUUAGGAAAAAAGCUAAGCUUUUAUCGCCAUGGUAAAUAUAUGAAAUGUCAUUAUUUUGGAUACUGUGUUAUGAAUGUAACUUUAAUUACUUUAAUUGUAACUAAUAAUAAUCAUAAUAAUUUAUACACGAAACAAUUAAACCCAUGAUAGAUAAAUGCAAGUGCAAGUAGUUCGGACACACUAUGUAUCGAAAUUAUCAUUGGAUUAUGAGAAUUGAAAAGUUUUCAGAGUAGCAUGUAACUGUAGUGAUUUUAUUUUUAGUCUGUUUUAAUGUGUUUUUUUUACAAUACUAAAACAAUAGUUCUUAUUCGCUUAUAGUAAUUUGUAUUGUUUUUAUGAAUUAAGUUUAAGGCAAAUCAUAAAAUGUUGUAAUGUGCUAAAGAAAAAAAAAAAUUAAGCCAUACUACUACUAAAUGUAAAAAUUCUUAUUUGAAUGUUUAAAAUAAAAAUAAAAAACAAUA
Stomoxys calcitrans (stable fly) is the source of this 3618-nucleotide messenger RNA. RefSeq names its product facilitated trehalose transporter Tret1 (gene Tret1-1). The transcript has 8 exons. Gene Ontology annotation, cellular component: membrane. Gene Ontology annotation, molecular function: sugar transmembrane transporter activity. The record is from RefSeq and is a predicted model, not a curated record. Gene Ontology annotation, biological process: carbohydrate transport; transmembrane transport. Lineage: Eukaryota; Metazoa; Arthropoda; Insecta; Diptera; Muscidae. Bases 306 to 2840 code for a protein of 844 amino acids.